Molecule: messenger RNA, 3283 nt
Organism: Drosophila guanche
Lineage: Eukaryota; Metazoa; Arthropoda; Insecta; Diptera; Drosophilidae
Product: protein boule
Exons: 7
Coding region: 430-1032 (200 amino acids)
Molecular function (GO): RNA binding; protein binding
Source: RefSeq, a predicted model, not a curated record
AUUUCAACAAAAACAAAGGAAUCCGUGUGGGAGCAGGCAGUGCGAAUACGUCAAAACAAAUAGAGCUACAAACAGAUACAUGAGUACGAUCUGUAGAAUAUAUUAUAUAUAGAAAAUAAAAUAUCAGCCAGAGCCAUCGGCAGAUACAGCUACAGAUAUCCAUCCAUCCUCUCUGUACCUAUGCUUGCGACAACAAUUAUCACGUUAUCAACUGCAAGAGCAGCAGCGCCAGCAGCCGCCGUCUAAUCGUUAGUCAGUCGUGCCACACAGUCCGUAACCUUUUUGCAAAGAAGGCAAAAGGCAGAGCAAAGAAGCUUUGCCCAGUGUGAAGAAUAUAAAUUCGGCCAGCGCGCACCCCCAACGACACAAAACAGCCUCAAGAUUCUGCCAUUUGGGGCCAACUUUCGUCUGGAGACGACACCCGGUGAGAUGCACAAAAUAGGCGCACAGCCGCCAUCCUCAGCGCCAGCUGGUGGACUUGAUGCGCCACUGGCGGCGCCCAAAUAUGGCACAUUGAUACCAAAUCGCAUAUUUGUGGGAGGAAUAAGUGGCGAUACCACCGAAGCUGAUUUGACGCGCGUCUUCAGUGCAUAUGGUACGGUGAAGAGCACCAAAAUUAUAGUGGAUCGUGCUGGUGUGAGCAAGGGUUAUGGCUUUGUCACAUUCGAGACGGAGCAGGAGGCGCAAAGACUGCAAUCGGAUGGUGAGUGCGUGGUUCUACGUGAUCGCAAAUUGAACAUUGCGCCGGCCAUCAAGAAACAGGUAUUCCUCUUCGAACAGCCCAAUCCUCUGCAGUCGAUUGUGGCCACAAAUGGAGCUGUUUACUAUACAACCACGCCGCCGGCACCGAUAAGCAAUAUACCGAUGGAUCAAUUUGCAGCCGCAGUAUAUCCGCCAGUUACUGACUUUACAGCCGCUGGAGUGCCAGCCAUCUACCCACCUUCAGCCAUGCAAUAUCAGCCAUUCUAUCAGUACUACAGUGUGCCAAUGCAGAAUGUACCCACCAUUUGGCCUCAGAACUAUCAAGGUUAAACCCUAAAAAGAUACAUAAAAGUAAAGCAAUUUUCGUAGUCGCCAAUUUUUCGUUGAGAGCUGCCCUGCAAAAAUAAUAAAACAAAAACAACCAUACGAACAACAACUGCACGUGAAACUGCAAUUACAACAACCAACUACAACAAGAGCAAUCUGACUUCUGAAGAUUCAACAAAAACAUCUACAACUACAACAACAACAACAACAAUUUCUACAACAGAACUCCUGCCCCUCUGACGCAGCCGCAGCAGCAGCAGCAGCCGCCGCACUUCUAGUUUUUAAUUUUAGUUUAUGAUUUAAUUUACAAUUUAAAAUUAUGUUUUAAGCUCUUGGCUCUUUAGUUUAUUCAGCUAUUGACUGUACUGUGUAAUGUAAAUUAGUUGAAUGCCAUGUCCACCAUCACAUAUGUAUAUGAACAACAAAAAGUAGCGAAAAGAAAAGUGCCGAGUGGUGUGCACCACAACAGACUUCCUAUAAAACAGAUGUAUGUUUUUUUGUUAGUAAUUUAUAACUAUCACUUUUUUUUCGGUUUUGCUUGCUGUAUAUAUCCAAGAUACAAUAUAUAGCGGAGAAUGUUCUCUGUAAAUAGUAGUAGUCGCGCACUCAUAGAACUAUACAUACCUACUAUCUUUUACAACUGAUAAACAUAUAUAUCUACCAUAGUGGAGAUACAUACAUAGAUGUAUAUGUAUUGCCUGAAAAAGCGAAACGACUUUGAAGCCAAUUUCUUGAUUAUUUUGUAGGAAUUUAUCCAUGUUAACUUUUGAGAGAGGAUGCAGACAGCCAGUGAGAGAGAAAGCAACAAUAGGUGAUGCUACUACUACUACUACAACAACAAACUACAACUACAUCCACAAGAACAACAACAACAACAACAACAGCAACAAAAGUAAACUACAACAAAAGCAUCAAAUAGAGUUUAACACACACAAAUACACUACACCCAUGCAUACACAACAGCUGCAAUUUCGCAAAAUUUUUAGUCAAAGGAGAAAGAGAAUCAUAUUGGAAGGAAGUGAAGGAGAAGCUCUUCAUACACACAGACACACACACACACACACACACACACAGCGACAGAGCCAGAGAAGCAGAAGGGAAAAUCAUUUCUCCGAUGGGGAAAUAUGUGUAAAUUAAGCUGCUUAUGCUUUUAAAGGUACAACUACUGUAUGCGUGUGCAGGUAGGGUCUGUCCGCCAGUGUGCUUGUGUGUCUGUGUGCUGGAGAUGGAAUUUGUUGGUGCAAACAUUUAUGAUGGGCAAUUAGUGGAGAGCAAGAACGAGUAGAACAGAGUGGGGCUUACUGACAAACUGCACUACCGGAAAAUGCUACUGGGAAAUACACUGAAAUUCCCCUAAACGGACAGCGGACAGUUCCCAAAAACUAAAGAUAAAUAGUGUAUGUCCAGCUGUGCAGGGGGGAAUUGUAGAGAGGCAAGUUGAACACUUGAACAAUAUUUAAAAGCUAUACUAUAAAUAUAAUAUGGAUAUGAUACUUACUAUAUACAUAACUGGAUUAUACAGAGGCAGCAAAUGUGAAAAGUACGCACGCACACAACACACAGAAACACCCACACACACACCGACACACAAAAUAUAUACUAUAGAUAAUAACGGAAUACAAAAUUGCAUACAUAAAUACAGAUAUAGGAUAUAUAUUAACGAUAUAUGGUAGCUAAGAGAAGAGAAGUGAAGAUGGCAGGGCAGCGAUCGAAGAUUAAAGACAUAAAAUUAUGCAUAAAUUAAUUUAUAUAAAUAUAUACAUACAAUACACAACAUAUAUACAAUAUAAUGAAAAAAUAACUGUAACUCGUAACUGUAACUGUAAACUGGUAUACUGUUAUACACAGUCAUACAUGCAUACACAUACAGCGAUACAAAGCAAAAAGAUGAUGAGAAGAAAGGGAAGUGGAUUAAGGAAAUGAAUUAGCAAAGUAGACGACGGACAAAGUCAAAGCAAAAGCUACGCACACACUAACACACAAACAAACACACACACACACACACAGAAGAGGGAGAGACACCACCCUUCUCUCUCAUCGAUCAAAACACUUUCUUGCAAAAGAAAAAACUGAACGAAAAACAAACCUUAGUCUAAACGAAAAACAAAAACAAAAACAAAAAAUAAAACAAAAUAUACCAUUCAUACUAUACAUAUAUACUAAAAAUGCAAGAGACAUGAAAAUGUUAGAUCUAGUUACAUAAGCCAAGCAAAAAGUGAACUAAAAAACGAUGAAGCGAAAAGUGAGUGGAAAA